AUGUCGGUCUCUUUGUUAAUCCUCCUUCUGAUGCCUCUAAUACGUUAUGCUUCUCCUGUAAGAAAUGUUUCUCUAAGAUGUUUGGAAGACACCAAUCAAUUUCUUUCUGAUCUGAAUGCAGUGGAACCAAAAGCGUAUGCAGUCAUGAUGUACGAUUCUUUGGGAAAACUUGGUAGCAAUAUCCUUGGUGGAAAUACAGACAGACUGGGAUCCUACACUGAAUGUCUGUCUGCCAAGGUGCCUUCAGGUAAAUUCCAAGGACAAUACUGCAAAUUGCAAGUGCAGCAGGAAGGGUUUGAUUACAGUAUUGGUAUAUGUGUUCCUGACUCCUGCCACGAUGAAGACAUUACAACAUUAGCAAUAUUAGAUGUAUUUCAAUUCAAGACCAUCUCUUUUGUAUCACCUUUCCCAUCUCUCUUCACUUUGAAUUCUACAGUCUCAGUUGUGAGUGUAGCCAGAUGUGCUAAAGGCCUUUUUUCUAUUGAUGCGUUUGCUGCUAUUUGUUUGUUUGUUAGCAUUGUGUUUAUUGUCUUACCAAUCACUGGAACUGUUUAUGCUGCCGCUGUGAGGUGGGAAGUGAAAUUUGAUGAAUCACCAGCAGAUAAUUUACCUUCUGCAAAUUACGGGAGCACAUCUUCAAAUGAGAAAGAUAAGAGUGAAUCAAAGGGAGAUAUCAGAAGGAAUCAUUAUAAAAUGAAUUCGGUGCUGCCAGUUGUUUCUGAUGAUGUCUGCUACACAAAGAAAACUUUUUUAGGUGCUUUGGACAGCACUCUAAAAUGCUUUUCCCUGCAAAAGAAUCUUCCAACGAUAUGGACAGUGAAAUCCUCUAAAGGUGUCUGCUCUGCACUAAAUGGUAUCCGAGUUUUGAGUCUUGCAUGGAUAAUUUCUGGACACACCAGUCAGAUGGCAGCCUGGCAGAAUUUAGAUAAUGUGUUGGAAUGGAAAGCGCGAGUGCUAAAAAAUCCCAUAUAUGUUUAUUCUCGGAGUGGACCUUUUUAUUUAGGUGUUGAUACAUUUUUUCUGAUCAGUGGCUGGUUGAGUUCCAGGUCACUUCUAAACAUGGUUCAUCACUCAGAAAAAGGAAUCACCCUGGAAGUCACACUGAAAUAUCUUUGUUAUCGACUAGCCCGACUUCAGCCACUCCAUAUGUAUUCCAUAUGUCUUUUAGUUGGACUUUACUCUGUUAUUCCCUGGGGAUCGGUAUGGGAGAUCUCCAAAUUUCAUCUGGAUAACUGCAGAAGGGUGUGGUGGUCCAAUCUUUUUCUUCUAAACAAUUUCAUUUCUGUAACAGAAUCAUGCAAUGGAUGGACAUGGUAUCUUGCUAAUGAUUUCCAGUUCUAUCUCACAACACCUUUGGUGAUCUUUUUAUAUGCUAGAAGCAAAUGUGGGUUGAUUAUCUUAGGAACCACUCUGUUCCUGGCAUCUUUCACUGUUACAGCCUUGCUGUCAUCAUUUUUCAGUCUUCCUGUUGCAUCUCCUUCAGAUAUGAGGGAAAUGUCCACAGUGAUGUAUUUCACAGAAUACUAUACAAAACCUUACUGUCGAUAUGGUCCAUUUCUAGUUGGUGUCCUUCUGGAGCUUUUCAUGUAUCACCAACAAGCACAAAUCCUCAGAAACAAGGUGCAGGCUUCUCUGGGGUGGCUUUGUGCAAUGCUUGCCAUGCUAGCGGUAGUCUCUUUGGCAUAUACCAUAGAAGACUCCAUGAACUCCUAUUCCCCUGCUGCUGUAAUUUAUCAAGCACUUCACCGGACCCUGUGGGCUGCAGCAAUUGGUUGGAUCAUUUUUGCAUGUCAAGAAGGCUAUGGAGGUUUAGCUAACUGGGUGCUUUCAUGGGACAUUUGGACUCUGCUAGCUAAAAUUAGUUAUGCCUGCUAUUUGGUGCAUCCGAUGUUAAUCAUACUUUAUAAUGGACUUCAGGAAACUCUUAUGCACUACUCAGACAUAAACAUGCUCUACCUGUUUUUCGGACACUGUCUGAUGACGUUCAUCACCGGGUUGGCAUUGACCGUGCUGGUUGAGAAGCCGUUUGAAGGAUUAAAGCAGUCUCUGACAUGUCAAUUUCACGGGAAGGCCUUGUUGUAA
This is a messenger RNA of Mauremys mutica (yellowpond turtle), 2082 nucleotides long. RefSeq names its product O-acyltransferase like protein-like. The record is from RefSeq and is a predicted model, not a curated record. Gene Ontology annotation, molecular function: acyltransferase activity, transferring groups other than amino-acyl groups. The transcript has 15 exons. The coding region runs from base 1 to 2082 and encodes 693 amino acids. Lineage: Eukaryota; Metazoa; Chordata; Testudines; Geoemydidae.